AUGCAUUUAUUCUAUUUCAUUUCAUAUAUAAUAUCAAUACUUCUAGUGUCGAUUAUUGCUUCGCCCCGACUAGAGCGGAUCACCACCAAAUAUUUAUCACCUCAGCAACAGCAACAACAACAACGACGGGAUCAAGCAUAUAAUCCUGCUACACCUACUAACAAUAUAUAUACAUCUGCAUCACUACAACCUCUAGCUGAACGAUCGUUAGACGAUUGGGAUUUAAAUAAUAUAAUAUUACUCAGUGAUAUUAAUGGCUCAUUACAUUGUGUUAAUCGUGAUGAUGGUAAUUUAAUUUGGUCGCUACCUAUAGAUGAACCGCUCGUCAAAAUUCAAUCCAACAUCAAAGACAAAUCAGCAGCACAUAAUAUUCUUUGGUUUGUUGAACCAUAUCAGGAUGGUACCCUAUAUUAUUUCACUCCUAAAUUUGGUUUAAAUAAAUUGCCCACCAGUAUCAAAGAUUUAGUUAUGGAAUCACCUUUCACAUUGAGUGGUGACGAUAAAAUAUACACUGGUACUAGAAAAACAUCAUUAUACAAUAUCAACAUUCACACGGGUGAAAUAAAGUCUUCCUUUGGUAAUACUGAUGAAUGCCCAAUACCGAGAUCGACGUUACCUCCAGAAACUGCGUUCAAUGCUGAUGAUACAAUAAUGAUUGGUAAGACAACUUAUGAAUUGUCGAUCCAUUCCAAAUCUAAUAGUGAUGUUAUGUGGAAUGUCACUUAUUCACAAUGGGUGCCUAACAAUAUCGAUAACGAUUUGAUUUUACAAAACCAACAAUCAUUAGACAAGAUAUAUUUCACACCAUUCCAUGAUCGUUCGUUAUUGGCUAUAAAUAAAGACAUUGGUACUCCUAUAUGGAUAAGCAAAUUACCAGGGUUACCCGUCAGUAUUUUUGAUGUUUUCAGCAAUAGUGCUAAAACAAAUGAUUAUUUGUUAUUGCCCCAUCCUUUGAAAGUGUUGAAUGAUUUGCAAUCGAAUGAUAUUAACCACCAAAGUAUGGUGUUUGUGAAUAAAACCCUGAGUACCAGUUCAAAUAGUCAAGAUCAUCUCAAUGAUCAAUGGGUGGCUAUGAGUUUCAGAAACUACCCAACAUUAAUCAAAAGUGCGCCCAUUUCAAAAUAUCAAGAAGUUUUAAAUAAAUAUUAUGCUGGCAUAAAUACUAAUACUAAUAAUAAUAAUGACAAAGAAUUUACAGUUGAUUACAUUGAGAAUUUCCAGAUUGUUAAUAAUUCAAAUGAAAAUAUUGAGAAUUUAAUUUCUGGUAUUCAUCGAGUGUUUGAAUUAUCACCGGAAAACUCGUAUCAACCAUUUGAAAGAUUCCAUUCUCCUUUAGAUGAUAUUAAAAGAAUUGGGGAUGGAUCCGGUAAUGAUGACAAAGACGAACAAUCAUCAGCAGAAAGAACGAAAAACAAUGGCGGAGCUCCUGAUAUAAUAGGAGGAUUAAAAUUCCCAUCAAGAUUAUCAACUUUGACAUCAGAAAUUCUAUUAAUUGAACCUUCAAAGGACAAUCAAUUAGACCAACAACUGGGCAAUCUGCAUCAUAAUCAAGAUACACUGAAGCUUGAUAAUUCUAAUGUUACUAGUUCAGGAAUUAUGAGAAGAAUCAUUGAGGACAUCGCAGUAUUGAUGGUUUUAUUUGUGUUAUUAAUGACUUUUGGUAAAUCAAACAAUAUGGUGAAAAAAAUAUUUGGACAAUUUACAAAACAACAACAUGAAUUAGAUGAAGAAAAACAACUGCAACAAGAGAAAGAAAUAGUUGUUGAAGCGCCUGUGUCAUUGGUGUCUGAUCAGACAACCUUGAAUAUAGACAGCAAGCCAGUUGACAAGAUUGAAGAAAUUAACGAAAAAAUAACUGAUGUCAUUGAAGUUAAACAAGAUGACGAUAAUGAUACUUUAGUUGUUGAUACGAAAACCAAGUCGCUGUCUCCGGAAACUGAUACUGAAACUGAAACUAACACCAAAAACACGAAAAAGUCGAAAAAAGUUGUAAUUGUUGAACCAGAAACUGACCUUGAGUCUGAACCAGACCAACAAACUGAAACUGAUACCGCUACCAUCACUGAAAUUAAUGAAGAGACAACACCAAAGAAGAAACGGAAAAGAGGUAGUCGUGGAGGAAGACGAGGUGGGGCACGUAAGAAUAAUAAACAGAAAACUAAUGGAGAUGAGGAUCAAGAAGAUCAACAGCAGAAUGACGAAUCAGUUGUUGACGAAGAGAUUAUCCCUACUAAGAGUUUAAUCCCACCUAGUUCAUUACCUGCUAUUAAAUCGAGAAAGAAACUUCAAAUUGAGAAUAAUCUUGUUAUAUCUGAUAAAAUUCUUGGUUAUGGUUCACAUGGUACAGUUGUUUUCCAAGGUACAUUUGAGAAUCGACCAGUAGCAGUUAAAAGAAUGUUACUUGAUUUUUAUGAUAUCGCCAAUCAUGAAGUUCGAUUAUUACAAGAAUCAGAUGAUCAUCCUAAUGUUGUUCGUUAUUUUUGUUCACAAAGUUCUGAAUCAGAGAAGUUUUUAUACAUUGCAUUAGAAUUGUGUCUUUGUACAUUAGAAGACAUUAUAGAAAAGCCUCAAAAUAUGCCUAAUUUAUGUAUCCCCAAAAGGAAUGAUAUUUUAUAUCAAUUGACAAGUGGAUUACAUUAUUUGCAUUCAUUAAAAAUUGUGCAUCGUGAUAUUAAGCCACAAAAUAUUUUGGUGGCCAAUAUCAAAAAGAAUGGUAAACGGAAAAAUCAAAUUACUGAGAUUGAUGAAACUUGUGAGAAUAAUGUUCGUUUAUUGAUAUCGGAUUUUGGGUUAUGUAAGAAAUUAGAAAAUGAUCAAUCUUCAUUUAGAGCAACUACACAAAAUGCUGCUCUGGGGACAUCAGGUUGGAGAGCACCAGAAUUAUUAUUAAACCAUGAUUUAUGGGAAAUAUCUGCUGAUUCAAUAUCAUCAAUCCAUUCAAAUAGUAAUAGCAAUGGCAAUGGCAAUGGCAAUGGUGCUACCAAUGGUAGUGUAUCUAAUUCUGCCACAUCUGGUAAACGAUUGACUAAAGCUAUCGAUAUAUUUUCUUUGGGAUGUGUAUUUUAUUAUAUUUUAACUGGUGGUUAUCAUCCAUUUGGUGAUAGAUAUUUACGUGAAGGUAAUAUUAUCAAGGGAGAAUAUGAUUUAUCAUUAUUAAUGGAGAAAUGUCCUAAUGAUCGAUAUGAAUCAAUUGAUUUGAUUUCGAAAAUUAUUAGUCAUGAUCCUAGUCAACGUCCUAAUACGGGGAAAAUUUUAAAGCAUCCAUUAUUUUGGUCAUUUUCGAAAAGAUUAGAAUUUUUAUUAAAAGUUAGUGAUCGAUUUGAAAUUGAGAAAAGAGAUCCACCAAGUCCAUUAUUAUUAAAAUUGGAAGAACAUGCUAAAGCGGUUCAUAAUGGUAAUUGGCAUAAAUUAUUAAAUGAUGAUGAAUUUAUGGAUAAUUUAGGGAAAUAUCGGAAAUAUAGUCCGGAAAAAUUGAUGGAUUUAUUACGAGCCAUGAGAAAUAAAUAUCAUCAUUAUAACGAUAUGCCAGAAAGUUUACAAUUGAAAAUGGCACCAUUACCUGAUGGGUUUUAUAAAUAUUUUAAUGAUAAAUUUCCUAAAUUAUUAAUGGAAAUAUAUUAUGUUGUUGAAGAAAAUUUCAGAAAUGAACAUGUUUUCAAAGAAUAUUAUUAG
Messenger RNA from Candida albicans SC5314, 3672 nucleotides. RefSeq names its product bifunctional endoribonuclease/protein kinase (gene IRE1). The transcript has a single exon. Gene Ontology annotation, molecular function: RNA endonuclease activity; protein serine/threonine kinase activity; ATP binding. NCBI's taxonomy places the organism in Eukaryota, Fungi, Ascomycota, Pichiomycetes, Serinales, Debaryomycetaceae. The coding region runs from base 1 to 3672 and encodes 1223 amino acids. The record is from RefSeq and is a predicted model, not a curated record. Gene Ontology annotation, biological process: mRNA processing; intrinsic apoptotic signaling pathway in response to endoplasmic reticulum stress; IRE1-mediated unfolded protein response. Gene Ontology annotation, cellular component: IRE1-TRAF2-ASK1 complex.